ACAUUACAAAGACAUGGAUAAGCGCGGGCACGGCACUAAAAUCCAAUGGCUCAUUCGUAAUUUAACGAAUAAACCCCUGGUUUUCCGCCAUUUCACACCCGCCUAAUUCAUUUUCUUUUCUAUUUCUACUUCUUCUUUUGCUUAAUCCCAACUUCGGGGAUUAACAAACAAACAAACAAACAUUCUUCAAACUUCAAUUACAAACACAAUCCAAUUAGGGUUUCGUGUUGAUCCCCCAAACCUCAAUUCCCCUUUCUCGUUUCGUUUUUACUUUUCUUUAAACCCUAAUUUGAACUUCAAUACCGAAGAUUCAGUAUCUCUCUGGUUUCAAAUUUUGAGUUGCUGUUAUGGGCGCUACGGAGAAAUCGCAGACUAACGUUAAUUCGUUACAGCGUGUGAAGGUCUACCGUCUGAAUGAUGAUGGAAAAUGGGAUGACCAGGGCACUGGGCAUGUCACUGUUGAUUAUUUGGAGCGAUCAGAAGAGCUGGGUGUAUUUGUUUAUGACGAAGACGACAACGAGACUAUACUUUUGCAUCGCAUAAUUUCUGAUGAUAUUUACAGAAAACAAGAAGAUACAAUUAUUUCAUGGAGAGAUCCAGAAUAUGCCACUGAACUGGCGCUCAGCUUUCAAGAACCUGGCGGAUGCUCUUACAUAUGGGACAAUAUUUGCAAUGUGCAAAGGAAUAUGCAUUUUAAUACUUUAAAUAAUGAGGCAUUUCACAGUGUAAACAGUGAGUUGAGGGAGUUGCCUGCAGUUGAGUUGUUGACGCUUCCAUUGAUUCUUAAGACCGUGGUCGAGAGUGGCAUUACGGAUCAGUUGCGACUUACAGAAUUAAUUUUAACUGAUCAAGAUUUUUUUCGGAAGCUCGUUGAAUUGUUCAGAGUUUGUGAAGAUUUGGAAAAUACUGAUGGCCUUCACAUGAUUUUCAAAAUAAUGAAAGGGAUCAUUUUACUUAAUAGUACACAAAUUUUUGAGCGAAUGUUCAUUGAUGAAUUUAUAAUGGACAUAAUUGGUGCUCUUGAAUAUGAUCCAGAGGUUCCUCAUGUUCAACAUCAUCGUGAAUUCUUAAAGGAGCAUGUUGUUUUUAAGGAGGCCAUACCAAUAAAAAAUUCAAUUGUGUUAUCAAAGAUACAUCAAACAUAUAGAAUUGGUUUUUUGAAGGAUGUUGUUUUGGCCAGAAUAUUAGAUGAGGCAACUGCUGCAAAUCUCAACUCUAUGAUACAUGCAAACAACGCCACUGUUGUUUCUUUAUUAAAAGAUGACAGUACAUUUAUCCGGGAGUUGUUUGCUAGGUUAAAAUCUCCCACUACCUCUCUUGAAUCAAAGAAAAAUAUGAUCCAUUUCUUGCAUGAGUUUUGUGGUUUAAGCAAGAGCUUACCGAUGGUACAGCAGCUUCGACUUUUUAGGGAUAUGGUAAAUGAGGGCAUCUUUGACACUGUCACUGAUGUCUUGCAAAGUCAAGAGAAGAAGCUUGUGCUUACUGGAACAGAUAUUCUCAUUCUCUUCUUGAAUCAGGAUCCUAAUCUUCUCCGGUCUUAUGUGGUUCGACAGGAAGGAGUCACACUUCUUGGAUUGUUGGUUAAAGGAAUGAUAACAGAUUUUGGAGAUGACAUGCAUUGCCAGUUUCUUGAUAUUCUUCGUAUUCUUUUAGACUCGUGCACAUUGUCUGGCGCACAGAGGGACACUAUUAUUGACAUUUUCUACGAGAAGCAUUUGGGUCAACUGAUCAAAGUGAUAACAGCAUCGUGUUCUCCAGAGAAUGUUGCUAAUGCGAACAACAAAUCCAUAGAUCCUGACCAAGGAGACCAAAAUCACAGUGGGACAAAGCCAGAGAUUCUAUUGAACAUAUGUGAACUACUAUGCUUCUGUGUUCUACACCACCCAUACCGGAUAAAGUGCAGUUUUCUUCUGAAUAAUGUGAUUGAUAAAAUUUUGCUACUGACAAGAAGAGGAGAAAAAUAUCUGGUUGUUGGUGCUAUUCGGUUUGUGCGUACCAUUCUCUCACGUCAUGACGAGCAUCUGAUAAAUCAUUUUGUUAGGAACAACCUUCUCAAACCCAUUGUAGACAUCUUUGUUGCUAAUGGCAGUCGCUACAAUCUGCUCAAUUCUGCUGUUCUCGAACUUUUUGAGUUUAUUUGCAAGGAGCAUAUGAAAAUAUUAAUAAUAUAUAUAGUUGAUUCUUUCCGGGACCUGUUAGUGAAGUUUGAGGAUUUGGCUACCAUUCAUUUACUGAAAGUAAAAUAUGAGCAGUAUUUGGAUAAUGAUGGGGCAAAAGGCACUGUUACAAAUGAUCUUCGAAGACGGCUUGAGGAACGGGCUUUAGAGAAAGAAGAGGAAGACUACUUUAAUGAGGACAGUGAUGAUGAGGACUCAACCUCCACGUCUAUUUCACGUAAUCAGAAAGAGCAGCAGCAACGUGUGUUAUCCAAUGGAGCUGCUGCAAGCCAGAAAGAACAGCAGCAGCAACGUGUGUUAUCCAAUGGAGCUGCUGCGGGCCACUCUGAUUUAAGUCCGAGGUCUGGUGGACUAGUUGACUAUGAUGAUGAUGAAGAUGACGAAGAUUACAAGCCACCCCCAAGGAAACAGCCAGAAACUUCUGAAGAGGAUGAAGGGGUAAUGGAGUCUCUUGGAAUGAAAAGGAAGUUGCCUUUGAAGGAAAAGGAGAUGGAUCUCGAACAUAAGCAGAAGAUGUCUAAAAGUUCAAAAUCAAAAGAUGUUUUUGCUGCCUUAUGUUCAACUUUGAGCCAUGCUGUACUACCUGGUAAUAAAACUGCAAUCAAGGAUCAUACUGGUCAUUCGACGGUUGAUGGGAAGAUGAGCUCAACUGAAGACAAUGAAGAAAAGGAGAUAAAUGUUUCUAAAAUCUGCUCUGAAAAAAGCAACACAACAGCUGAAGUGAACCAUGUAUAGUAAUAGUUGCUUUUCUGUAACAUUCACCAGCAAUAAUUAAUUAACGUUUAUUUUCCUUGUCACCGAUUUUUUAUCUCUUUCAGCUCAUUUUUCAUAAUUGCUGCUAGAGAAUUCUAAUUGGGGGGUUAAUCCUGUUAUCAUAAUCUUGUAGUUUUUAAGUUAUAAGGGCACCAAUAUCUGCCCUACACAGGUUUUUAUUUUUUUGUCCCCCCUAAGUGAUAUAGGGAUAUCUGCAGUGUGAUUGUAGACCCAAAUUAUCACAGAUAUAGUAGUAAUAGUAGUAGUUUACGUGCAGUUAACAUAAGUUACAAUGGUUGGCUUUCUCCAUUGUUCUGUCCAUAAUUUUGUAAAACUCUAGUUGUGACUACCUCAGAGUCAUGGACCACAUAACUCUUGUUUCUUCGGUGCUACAUAUUCUGAACUGUAUUGGAAGCUCUCGCCUCUCUAAAACUGGCAUUAUGCUGCAGGGAGAGUUUACAAUGCUCA
This is a messenger RNA of Trifolium pratense (red clover), 3398 nucleotides long. Its product is annotated as serine/threonine-protein phosphatase 4 regulatory subunit 3B-like. Lineage: Eukaryota; Viridiplantae; Streptophyta; Magnoliopsida; Fabales; Fabaceae. The coding region runs from base 348 to 2912 and encodes 854 amino acids. The record is from RefSeq and is a predicted model, not a curated record. Gene Ontology annotation, cellular component: protein phosphatase 4 complex; nucleoplasm. The transcript has 24 exons. Gene Ontology annotation, molecular function: protein phosphatase activator activity. Gene Ontology annotation, biological process: protein dephosphorylation.